AGUUCUGCUGGGACACCCCCCUCUCUCCAGAGCCUGCAGAUGGCAUCCUAGGAAAAAUGGCAGAGGCCCCAAAAGGGUAAGAAUCCUCACCAACGUCAGCCUGCCUAGAUUUCUGUGGUGCCUGGUCAAGAGAGGGAAGUAAAAUUUCACGUUGUCCCUUCCUUUCUAAAUCCAGAUUGGCAGGAAGAAACAGUUAUUAAUCCUUCAUUUCCCAGGGACAUCUAUUGCCUUCUUGUUCAUCUUAAUUUGUGUCCUGAGAAGUUGGCUUGCCAUCUGUUAGGUGGGGCCCCCAAAAUUUGAUUGUGCAGAACUGUGGGUUGCAUUCCAUUUGUGGCUAGGGUCCUACUGACUUCUGUCAGCUCUCAAGGGAAUUUCCUGUUUUUCUUUCGUUUGGUUAUCUUUGGGAGUAACUCUGGGUCUUGGGAGGGUAGUUUCUUUUGCAUCCUCUUUGGGGAUAUCUCUUCAUCCAGGGGUUGUUCAAUACUGCCAGGAAAUUUUGCUAUUUGUUCUGAUUGAAACAUAACAAGAUAUUCAAAAGCAUUUUUUUUUUAAGUCUCCCUAUGGUCACAAGUUGGCCAAAUUGAAAUGAUAUUUGGAGCCUGGUAGGAACUUUUCUUUAGGCUAAGCUAGAAUAAACCUGUGUAUUCAGAAGAAAAGAAAAUGUCCUGAAGUCAUUGUGGAAGGAUUUACUUACACAUUUCAAAGGCACACAGAUCUAAAGCUAUAAGAGCCCCCAGUUUCACUGCUACGCCGAAGCCUGGAAACCACAGGGUGAAACUUCUGCUGAUGGAGGACCCCGAGAAGAAGCUGACCCAGAAGAGUGACGAGAAACCCCGGAAAGUCCGAUUUAAAAUCUCAUCCUCCUACAGCGGCCGUGUGUUGAAGCAAGUCUUUGAAGAUGGGCAGGAAUUAGAGUCGCCAAAGGAGGAAUACCCUCACAGUUUCCUCCAAGAGUCCCUUGAACCAAUGGAUGGUGUUUACGGAUCUGGGGAAGUCCCGAAGCCCCAGCCGUGCUCUCCCAAGCUGACUGCUCAGAGGAUCAGUGUGUUUCGAGAGGGUGGUGCCUACACUUUGGCGGGCAGCCAGCCUUUCUUCAAUGAUUACAAGGCAAAUGACCACAAGUCCCCACCUAUUAUAGAUUUUGGAAAGAUAAUCAUCUACACAAAUAACCUGAAAAUCAUUCGAACUCCAAUGGACAAGAGAGAUUUCAUGAGGAAAAUGCUCCAAAAGGAAGAGGAGGCCGAGGAAGAGACUCUGAUGAGCAAAGAAGAAAUCUAUGCACACCAGAACAAUGGUCCUUUGCCAGAGACAGAAGGCACCUUCCCCCAUAACCAGUACCCACAGGAAGGGGAGCAUCCCGAGGACAACUGUUUCCACUGCCGAGGGUCGGGCAGUGCCACCUGCUCUCUGUGCCACGGCAGCAAGUUCUCGAUGCUGGCCAACAGAUUUAAGGAGUCCUAUCGGGCCCUGCGUUGCCCUGCCUGCAAUGAGAAUGGCCUGCAGCCUUGCCAGAUCUGCAAUCAAUAGCCUGUGGGUUUCAUAGGUCCACUUUGAUGGCAUCCUCCCUGAAGUGAUUUCUGAUAAACUGCUCCUCCUCCAUCUCCUCCUCCCUCUCCCAGCAAGGAAGCCGUCGUGGCUGCAGCACUUCCACCACUGACACAACUCAGUUACUCGAUCACACUUUGUGAGGCUGGUAACUUCUCCACGUGGGUCUAAGUGACAGAGGCAUUUUUGAAUUAGAGUCUGUUUUGCAGCUGUUCUAAAAUGAUCCUUGUAGAACCGUGCACAUGUAU
Messenger RNA from Odocoileus virginianus texanus, 1793 nucleotides. Lineage: Eukaryota; Metazoa; Chordata; Mammalia; Artiodactyla; Cervidae. The record is from RefSeq and is a predicted model, not a curated record.